AUGGGCCACUCAAACCUAACGGGGCCAGCUGACUUCAUUCUGUUGGGACUCACAAGGCUGCCCGAGCUGCAGCUUCCCCUGUUUGGGAUCUUUCUCUUCAUCUACAUGGUCACAGUGGUGGGCAACCUGGGCAUGAUCAUGCUGACCAAGCUGGAUCCCCAUCUUCACAUACCCAUGUAUUAUUUUAUCAGACAUCUGGCUAUCAUUGACUUUGGCAAUUCCACUGUAAUUUGCCCCAAGAUGCUGGUUAACUUCAUUGUGGAUCAAAAUACCAUUUCCUAUUAUGCAUGUGCCACCCAGAUGGCUUUCUUCAUCAUGUGUAUUGUCAGUGAACUGUCAAUCUUGUCAGCCAUGGCCUACGACCGCUACGUGGCAAUCUGCCACCCUCUGCUCUACAACAUCAUCAUGUCCCAGAGACUUUGCCAUGUGCUUGUGGGCAUUUUGUACCUGUACAGUAGUUUUCAGGCUGUACUGUUCCCUAUCAAGUAUUUUACAUUGACCUUCUGUGGCUCUAAUGUCAUUAGUCAUUUCUACUGUGAUGUUGUCCCCUUGUCACCUCUGAUCUGCUCACAGGCACAAGAAACAGAGCUGCUGACCAUGCUGUUUUCAGCAUUCAAUUUGAUCUCCUCCCUCCUGGUAGUUCUUCUGUCCUAUGUGCUGAUUCUCUUAGCAGUAUGUCGGAUGAAAUCUGCAGAGGGAAAACGGAAAGCCUUCUCCACCUGUGGUUCCCAUCUGAUGGUGGUGGUGGUCUUCUAUGGAACUCUUCUCUUCAUGUACGUGCAGCCCAAAUCCACUCACUCCUUGGAAACUGAUAAACUGACCUCUGUCUUUUACACAUUAGUGAUCCCCAUGCUGAACCCCUUAAUCUACAGCUUUAGGAACAAAGAGGUAAAAAAUGCCUUCCAUAGGGUUUUUAAGCAUUAA
Molecule: messenger RNA, 924 nt
Organism: Heterocephalus glaber (naked mole-rat)
Lineage: Eukaryota; Metazoa; Chordata; Mammalia; Rodentia; Bathyergidae
Gene: Or8k5
Product: olfactory receptor family 8 subfamily K member 5
Biological process (GO): G protein-coupled receptor signaling pathway
Cellular component (GO): membrane
Molecular function (GO): G protein-coupled receptor activity; olfactory receptor activity
Source: RefSeq, a predicted model, not a curated record